AUUAAUCCGUGAUAAUUCUUCCAAUUUCUAAAAUUUUGUUAGAAAAUAUUAUUUUUUUAUGUUUGCUUGAAAACAAGUAGGUAAUUAUUCAUAUUUUUAUAUAUUUAAUAAAUUAUUUUGUAUCUUUUUUUUAUAAAAAUAUAAAUAAACACAGUAGUUUAAUAUUAAUACUGUACAAAUUAAAUUAGAUAUUGCUACAUGUUAUAAACAGCAGUCAGGAAAAUUGAUAUACAUCUAGUUGAGAGCUACAAGCCGUUUUAGAUUCCGGGCAUAGCGGGAGACCUAUUGGUUUUACUAAGAUACUUAUUUUUUUUCUUUGUUCUUUGUUCUAGAGUCUUUAGACACGUUUUUUACUAGUAAACUUGCUCCGAUUUUUACGUGUAACAAUGAUGGUACUUUGGAGAGGUUUUUUUUGAUUUUCGACGUCAUUUUUUAUAUAAAUCACUUAUCGGACGACUUUAUUUAAUUAAUAAAUGUUAUGAAAUCAAAUUUAAAUGAAAAUCGCAAAAAAAAUUAUGUAUUGCCAAACUGCACUCAGAAUCGUCUUUCGUCAAGCAAUGGUUUAUUAUUGCUUACAGAUAUAAAUAAAAUAACCUUAUGUAUCCUACCUACCCAACUUUUCACCUACAACUGUAUCAGCUCUUUUUUUAUUUUUUAUUUAUUAAUAUUUUUUACAGUUUUUUUAAAAUAUAUAUGAAAUAUCUGAUUACCGGUAGUUUUUGAUUCAUAAUAAAAUAGUUAUCGAUUUAUAAAUCAUUAACAAUAUUCAAUGUGUAUGUACUUGCAAAUUUGAAAUUAAUAUGUGAUAAGUAAUGAAUAAUAUUAAAACCAACUGGAAACUAGAUAAUUUUGCAUUCAACUAUGUAUUCUAAUGAAGGAUAGAUCAAACUUUUGAAUGUUUCCAAAAAUUCAUUAGUUUAGAAUAGUCAAAAAUUAUUUUUACUUUUUUCAUAAUAUUUUAUUCUAAAUGUAUAGGUCAUUCAAGUUUUAAUGCAUAUUACUUUAUUACUGUGAACAAAUAUUAAUGGGAUUACUGUGUUUUGUAGUUUUACAUUUCCUUGUGACUUACUAGACAUGGUUUUUCAUAACAUUUAGGAAUCUAUUGCAACUUUUGUGAAGUCACAAUUAGUCCCAAACAUCAGAAUAAUUUUUGUAUCCAAAAUGGAUGUAUUGUUUUUAUUAUUGUCCACUCAUAAAAAAAAUAUCUACAAAUUAAAAAAAAUAUCUACAAAUUAAAAAAAAUUGGGUAUAUUUAGAAAAAUGAAUUUUAUAAUUUCAGUAUUGUUAUGUGAUCAUUAGAAAAGUAAAAUUAUUAUACAAUCAAUCAAAAAUUUUAUGUUUUCAGGUUAAUUUAAAAUGAAAAUAUUAUUGGCUUAUAAAAGACCUCUUUUGGUGUGCUUAUUAAAGAAUCGCAAGCUAAUAACAAAAUGUAAUUCUCACAGUUAUCACCAACAAAGAAAUAUGAGUCAUAUAACACAACGAAGAAUGAACAAUAACCCUUUAUUUAGAAUACACAAUUUGCAAAUGUCUAGGAAUUUUUCAGUUGUGCGUGUAUUAAGUUCCGUUUUAAAACUACGAUAUUUAGUUGGUGGUAGUGCAGUUGGUGGUGCUAUAACUUUCUCAAAAGUAUGUAAUAUGUUCAUCAAAAUGUAAUUAUUUAAUUUACAAUAACCACUUUUUUUUUCUUACUUCUUACAUAUAAAUAAAAUGUAAUGUUAUAGAAAUUUCAAGAAUGGAAAGAUUCAUUACCAGAUUUAAGUUGGUUAGAAGAUAUUUUACCGAACAAUGACCAAAUUAAUAACAUUCAAAACCAAUUGAAAACAGUUUUUGAUAAUUUGAAGGAUAUUAAUUUUGGUAAGAUCCUAAAAUGUGUUGUUUUUACAGUGGAAGAACUUAAAUGUGUUUAAGAGUUAGUAUCUAGUACUUAGACUGUAAAAACAGUUCGUCUUGUAUGUUAUAGACUCUUCACAAACUAUUGAAAAAUUGGAAAAAUUUAAGGGAUGGCUAGAGUAUCAUAUUGAUGAGGCGUAUAAAGAUGCUGAAAUAAGUGAUUCUGAAGCCUCAUGUGAGUUUUUUUUUAUUUGUGAGAGAAAAACAAUUUUAUAUCUUAAUUUUCAAAUAUGUUUAAUAAUUAGUCAGUAUUAAAAAUAGACAUAUUUUUUAUGUUUUGCUAAUUAUUUUAAUUAUUUAUAAUUGUAUUAUAUUAUAAAAAAUUGUUUGUAUGGUUGGUCAAAUNGUCGGGAAAUUAAUAUCAGGAAUAAUCAUAAUAUAUUUCACCAAAUAUAUUAUAUAUAAUUCCUGUGUUUAAAUAUUAAAUAAUAAUUAUUAUUUUUAUGGAAAUAUAUUCUAUUUGCAACUUUUAUGUUUUUAAAUUUUUAAGUAUAACAUUAAGAGUUUUCAAAAUAAAAUCUAAAUGAAUGAAUUAAAAAAAAAAAAAAAUAAUAGUAUUUAAUAUAAAUAACAAACUCACAAUAAUUACUUUUCCCUUUGUAAUUAGUAAUGUAUAAAUAUAUAUUUUUUUUUUUUCAUAGCUGAAUUAGUCGAAUGUAUCACUCCCAAUAAUGUAACAGCUGCUGUACCAACAUCUAACGAUUUAAAACAGAAAUUAGGUCAGGAUAUUUUUAAUAAACUUAUAUAUAUAUAUAUUUUGAAUUAGCAGUUUGUUAAGUAACUUUUAAAGUGAUUAUAUUAUAAUAGAAAUACUGCAAAAAGAAAACAUGGAAAUACAAUUAAAGUAUCAAAAAGAAUUGGAAAAACUAGAAAAAGAGAUUAAAGAAUUACGAAAAACACUUAUGUUAAAAAAUAAUCAAAAAAUGAAUAUGAGGAAAGUCAAAGUAAUUAAAAACUACAUUGGUUAAUAUUUUAUACAUGGUACCAGUAAUGUAUUUAUUUGAAUAGAAAUCACUGAUAGAUAUGUACUCUGAACUGCUGGAUGAAUUAAAUGAUUACGAUUCAAGCUACCAAACUCAAGAUCAUUUACCUAGAGUAGUUGUAAUUGGGGAUCAAAGUUCUGGAAAGACAUCAGUAUUAGAAAUGAUAGCCCAAGCAAGAAUAUUUCCAAGGUAGUAUAAAAUGCCUAUAGUUCGACGUGUUAGUACACUUAAAUAUAUUUUCAGAGGAGCUGGAGAAAUGAUGACUAGAGCACCUGUUAAAGUUACCCUGAGUGAAGGCCCAUAUCAUAUAGCACAAUUUAAAGACAGUGCUAGAGAAUUUGACUUGACAAAAGAAUCGGAAUUGGCUGAACUCAGAAAAGAAGUAAUAACAACUUUUAAUUAUUUAUUUGAUAUAAUUACUUUAAUAUUGUCUUAAUUUAUCUUAAACUGAAUGAAUAGAUAGAAAUUCGAAUGAAAAACAGUGUAAGCCGUGGAAACACUGUAAGUAAUGAAGUGAUAUCUAUGACAGUCCGUGGUCCUGGACUUCCACGAAUGGUGCUUGUUGAUCUACCUGGUAUCAUAAGUGUAAAUUGAAACUAUUAUUUGGUAAUAUUACAACUAAUCGGUAGGUAAUUCAUAUAUUGUGAAUUUUAUUUAUUAGAUUGCAACCCAAGGCAUGGCACCUGACACAAAGGAAUGUAUUCGUCAAAUGUCUACGUUAUAUAUGUCUAAUCCAAAUGCAAUCAUCCUUUGUAUUCAAGACGGAUCUGUUGAUGCAGAGAGAAGUAAUGUCACAGAUUUGGUGUCUCAAAUUGAUCAACUAGGUCGUCGUACCAUAUUGGUGUUAACAAAAGUUGAUUUAGCUGAAAAAAAUAUGGCCAAUUCUGAUAGAGUAUGUAAAAGAUACUCAUUAAAAUUUAAUUUAAUUUCCUAAAAAGUGGAAUAGUUUUGUAUUUUAUCUUUUUUUAGAUAAACAAAAUCCUCAGUGGUAGUCUAUUUCCUAUGAAAGCAUUGGGAUAUUUUGCUGUUGUAACAGGCAAAGGCAACCAAGAUGAUAGCAUAGAAAGUAUCAAAGAAUAUGAAGACAAAUUCUUCAGGAAUUCAAAACUUUUUAGGUAUAGCAUAAUAUUCUUAUUGAUUAUUUUUUGUUCAUCACAAUGUUUAUCAAUAUUCUGUAGAGAGUCCAUUGGCAUUUCGUCACAAUUGACAACACGUAACUUGAGUAUGGCUGUUGCAGACUGCUUUUGGAAGAUGGUACGUGAAACUGUAGAACAACAAGCAGAUUCUUUUAAAGCAACCAGAUAUAAUUUGGAAACUGAGUGGAAGAAUAAUUUCCCCAGGUUUUUUAUUUUUAUACAAGACUUAGCCUUUUUAAAUUAUGCAGAGAAACUAAAAUUAUUAAUUGAUUUCAAGGUAUUUGGAACUGGAUAGAGAUGAACUGUUUGAAAAAGCUCGUGGAGAAAUUUUAAAUGAAGUAGUUAAUCUUAGUUUAGUGUCUGUCAAAGAUUGGGAAGAUAAACUAAGUACUGAAUUGUGGAAAGGAAUUUCCCACUAUAUAUUUGAAAACAUUUAUUUGCCUGCAGGUUAUUCAGUGAAUCAAACUAAUAGUACUGGUAAUAAAAAUGGGAUUGUAGUAAAACAAUACACAAAUCAUAAUUAUUUAGUUUUGAACUUAAAUCAGAUUUGUAUAGGUAGUUGAUUUUAAUAUUAUUGUUUAGCAAGUUUCAAUACAAUGGUUGAUAUUAAAUUGAAGCAGUGGGCUGAGGAGCAGUUGCCUAGAAAAUCAAUUAAUAUUGGCUGGAGUGUAUUAAAAAAUAUGUUCAGAACAAUGUUUAAAGAAAACCAAAAACUCAAAGCAUCUGACGAAAUUUUGGAAACGUUAAAAAUGGCUGUUAUUGAUGAAGCUUUAGAAAAGCAUGCUUGGGAAGAUAAGGUAAAUUAUUUUUAUUGAUUUUUGUUUAAUAUCAUUGUUGAUUUAUAUAAAUUGAUUAGGCAUUAGAAAUGUUACGAAUGAUUCAAUUGAAUACUCUGGAAGAUAGAUGUAUAAAAGAAAAACAUCAUUGGGACGAAGCAGCACAAUUUCUAAUAAGUAGCUUGGAACAAAAUUUUAAAGUAAGUAAUUUUUUUAUUGUAUUUAAAACUGUAAACAUAAUUUGGGAUAUUUGUUUUAAUUAUUCAGGCAGCUGAAGAAUCUCUGAGAGAAAUGGUUGGUCCUUCUAAUUACGAAAAAUGGAUGUAUUGGCAGAGUUCAACAUCUGAACAAGCCAAAAGAUACAAUAUCAAAUAUGAAUUGGAAAAUCUACUGCACUCUAAUCCUGUAAUUGAAUAUUUUAAUUAUUUAUAAUUUAAAUAUUAAUAUUAAUACAGAGUUAUUUUGUUUAGAAUCAUAGUAAUCUACUUAGUAAAGAUGAACAGAUUACUAUUAGUAACAACUUAAAACAGAAAAAUGGUACACCGUGUGAACUUGACGAUAUAUGGCAAACAUGGUAUUUAGUAUAUAGACGUCACUAUUUCAAAACGGCUCUGGAUAAUGCACAAAUGAUUAAAAAACAAUUUUACCACUAUCAAGAAGCAAAUGGCUUACAGGUAUACAAGAUAAUCUAUUUAAGUGAAUACACUCAUUAUCUUGAAAAGUAUACAUUUUUUUAAAAUAAUUUAAGUAACAAGCAGUUCUAAAAUGUACAUUACCAUUAUUAUUUUUAAGAGUGAAACAACUAUCUACUUUUGAAUUUCAAAUGACAACAAAGUCAUCUUAAUUGUUAUUUUUAAGGUUUAUUUUUUUUUUAUUAUUAUAAUUUAAGAAGAAAAUGUGCAACUAUACUAAUAUGCACAAGUAAAAAUGAUAAUAGAGAAAAAAUAGAUUGAAAAACAUGAAAAUGGUAUGAUGUAAGAAGGCACUUAGUAGAGCUGAAUAAUUUGAAUAUUUGUAAUUUAAUCUAAUUUUUAAAGGCGAUCUCUACACAAUUUUCUUUUUAACUUCUUAAGAGGGUUUUCGGGAAUAUAGUUUGAAGAUAUAUGAAUUAUAUUAGAUUCUGUAUAAACUUUUUAGAUGUUAAAAAUAUUAAAUUAAUAACCGCAGUUAUUAGUGAUUGUUGAAAAUUUCAUAACCAUAAUUUAUUUCAAUUAAUACUUUUUAAUUAAUCUCUUUAUGAAAUGUAUAGUAUAUGUAACAAUUUGAAAUUCAAAAGUAGGUAAUCAUUUCACCCCCAAAAAUAAUGGAAAUGCACAUUUUAAAGCUGCUUGUUACUCAAAUUGUUUAAAAAAAUUAAUAUUUUCUGAGUUAAUGAAUAUACUCACUUAAAUGGAUAACUUUAAAAUAUUUAUUUACAUUAUUAUUGAAUAAAAAUAAUUCAAGUAUUUACUGCUAAGUAUUUUUAUAAACUCGAUAUAAUCUCCAAUUUAAAUUAUUUAAAUUUAGGUGCAGCGCUCUCAAAAUUUUACAAAUUUUUAAACCACACUUUUAAUUUGCCCCAAAACUAAAAAUUAUUCAUAAUAAACCACAUGUAACCAUUUAAUAUAAUAAAGAGUUCAGAGACCUACCUAGAUUAAAAAAAGGAGGCUCAUACUAAUUACAAAAUAGUAAAUAUCUAAUAUUUAUUCAGAUUUUUUAAAAAAUUUCAGAUUUACGAAAAAAAUGUUUAAAAACUAUUUAUCUUAUAAUGAUUUGCCUCACAUACAGACAAAUCAUACUUUGAAAAUUUAAAAUAAUAUUAACCUUAAUAAUAAAUCUUUAGAAAUAUGUAAAAACUCUUUAAGUUCAAUAAAUCGAGUAUUCCAUCUUUAGUUAUAUUGGAUGGUAUUGUUGCUGAUAAUAUUGAGAAUACUUCUAAAUUGUUUGCAAAUUAUUUUUCCUUUGUAUAUUCUGACAAUAAAGUUAUUACUGGUCAACACGAAAUACCGUAUGCAAAAUAUUAUCCUAAUCUUAUCUUAAUAUCAUGUAAUAUUUCUGAAAUAGAAAUGCUAUAAAAAUUUGGCUCUCUAAGAGAUGAAACAGGAGUUGGACCAGACAGUUUAUUUCCUGUAUUUUUAUAAUCAUGUCUCUGUACUUAUCAAUCCUCUUCUUUACUUAUUCAAUCUAUCCCUCGACCAGAGUAUUCCCAAAUUUUUGGAAAAAUUGUUUUUACAUCUACCAUUAAAUCUGUUGAUAAACAUAACGUUAGGAACUAUAGAUCUAUCUCUAAAUUAUCAAUUAUACCAAAAGUGUUAAAAGCGAUAAUCACUAAAAAGCUAUCUAAUUUACUGUUUAAAAAUAUAACUAUCCACAAACACUGUUUUCUUUUAAAACACUAAACAAACAAAUGUAUUAUUAUUCUAAAAUUUCCUAACAAAAUCCUUAGAUAAGGGAUAUUAAGGUGUAGAUACCAUUUAUACUGAUUUUCAAAAAGCUUUUGACAAAGUAAAUACAUUAUGCUAUAAACUUAAAACUUUUGAAUUUGGAAGAAAUUUUCUAAAUUGGUUUUACUCACCUCGGGACACUAGGGACUUAAAUUUAUUCGUAGUUCCUAAUUAUAAUACCAAAAGUGGAAAUAAUACAUUUUUUUUUCAAGAGCUUUUGUUUUAUCUAAUAAGAUUUUCACUAAAUUAGGUUUUUUUUGUACUUUGCUACAAUAUAUUUAGAUUUAAGGCUUUAGAGUUAAUACAAUUAUUACAUUAAUAUUAAUUUUGAUAUAAUAGUAUUUAUAUUUGUAUUUUAGACUUACUAUCAAAAUAUUAUAGCAGUUAUUAAAAUGGCAUUUGCCCGUAUAGAUUUAUGUAUAUAACAAUAUAAUAUAUUAUUAUGACUGUUUAGAGUGAAUAUUAUGAAAUUGAAAUGUUUUGGAGAAUUACACACAUGAUUAAACAGACUGCCAAUGUACUAAGACAACAAAUUACCAAUAGAGAAGGUAUUAUUUAAUAAAGAUAGAUAAAUAAAAAUUUUUUAUAUAUAUAUAUAUAUAUAUAUAUGUGUGUAUAUAUUAUACCUUAGUGAAACGUUUGCACCGAGAAAUAAAAGACGUUUUGGAUGAUUAUAGUCAAAGUCACGAUAUGAAAUGCAAAUUAUUGACUGGCCGUCGCGUAACUUUAGUUGAAGAACUCAGUAAGUAUUGAAAAAUGUUAUGAAAUAAGGAUUUUGAAAUUGUAUGUUUGUUUUUUAGAUAAAGUUAAGCAAAUCCAAGAGAGAUUAGAGGACUUUAUACAAGCAUUAAACAAAGAAAAAUAAUGUUAUUGUUUACCAUAAUUCUUAAAUUAGAUUUGUCUCUUAUAAACAUUUUGACUCAUUUUAUAUUCGUGUAUUUUGUUUGUUAGAAAUUUCAACUGUUUAAAUAGAAUUUGCAAUUGCCUAUGUAUAUUAUAUGAUUGUUUUAAAUAAUUUUGCUAAUGUUAUUUAUUUUUAACUGUAUAUUAUUAAUAAUUUUAAUAGUAGAGAUGAUACAGGAAAAAAAAUUAUAUAGCUAUAUUUUGUUUGUAUGUUUGUAUAUAUGUUUAAUGUUUAUAGUAUAGAAUUCCCCAGAUUAAAUUACUGAUAGUAAUAAUAAUGUUAAUAGUUUUACAUUUAUUCGUUGGUAACAAGAUAUUCAAUAUGAAUUUAACAUUUAGUUAAUAGUAUUUAAAAACAUUAAACAGGUUUUACUGUAUCUACUUUUAUAUUUUAUGUAUACAAAAUUGUUUCUUAUUUUAUUUAAUAACCAAUGAGUCAAUACUUAAGUUGAUAACUAUUAUAAUGUCAAACCAAAUUAUAUAGUUUUCAAUGUUAUUUUAUUUAAAUAAAAUUUGAACUAAAAACACUUAUAUAAUAUACAAUAUUUUUAUUUACAAAUUUAAAUAAAGUUUACUUCAAUUGUAGUAUUGUAUACCUAGGUACCAGUGAUUGAGAUGAUAAAAUAUUUAAGUAUUUCAAUUUGUAAUCCUGAAUUCAUCAAUUGAGAAAUAGUACUAGCACCCAGAUGAAAAUAUUAAAACAGCAAUUGUAAUUGUUUUAACUUUCAAAAAUGUAUUUUAUUUUAUUAGUCAUUUUAAUUUUACAUAAGUGAUAAAAUGGUUAAUUGUAUGACUAGGUAUUUAAUAAUUGAUUACUCAUGUAAUAAGAAAACAGUACCAAAUAAUAUAAUUUAGCUAAACAGAUUGUUUUGUAAAACUUUCAGAAAGCCAACAUUGUUAUAUGAAUACAUUAUUAUACGGAAAAAGAACUAAAGUAUUGGUUGAUUUAUUAAGAAAAAGAUGAUCUAGGUUAGUGGGGAUGGAUGCAACUACUGUUAUAGGUGAGAAGUUAGGAAGGUAGUAGAGGGGAAAUUUAAUGUAUAUCUGUAUGCAUAUUUUCUUCAAAAAUAUUUGUUAAAAAUUGUACCCAUUUUCCCAUUUAUUGGGUAAACUCCUGGAAAAAUCAAAAAAUGAUCUCCCUAAAGUACCUCCCUAGUCAUAUUUCACAUUUUAGAAAGUAGUAUCAUUGUAAAUAGGAGCAAAAUUGAUGAUAGAAGUUGUUUAUAGGAAAAAAAAAUAAACACCAUUGUAAAACCAAUACAUUACUCGCUCCACUCAGAGUCUAAAAUUAUAAUUUUAAUUUGUUACUUGGAUUAUUUAAAAAUUUGUAAAUAAUAAUAUGAAUUUUGCAAAUAAUAUAUAACUCCUCAACUAAGUCAACUAUAAGGAUGGACACCACGGGGAUAAAAGGUGUUAUAAACUUAUGCUGAGAAAUCCUAGAAAACACUCAUUACUAAAUGUAUCGCAAUAAUCAAAUAAUAGGGUAUUUAUUUAUUUAUACAGUAAGACAUUUUUCAAAUUCUGAAAGACCUAAUUUACUUAGUUAAUCUGUAGAAGGUUCCUUAUUAUACUAUUAUAUAUUAUUUAGUAUUAAAAUAAAUUAAUAAAUAAGUUAUAUAAUUUAAUAGUUUAAUUUAUUUAGUUUAGUUAGCAAAGAAUAAUACCUAUUAUAAUUAUGUUUGAGUUACACAUAAAAGUUAGAUAGUUAAAAAUGUACACUUGACUUGAUUAAAUUCUUUUGAAUAUUUCAUUUACACAAGUCAAAUUUCUUAAAUUGUAUGAUUGAUUUUCAUGGACUUUCACCGUGAUAUAAAGAAAAUAUAUAUUAUGGAUAUUAUAUAAUAUAAUUUAUAUAUAUUUAUGUAUAUAUACAAAAACCAAGUAAAAUCAAUAGCAUUACUUAAAUUACAUAUGAACUAAUUUGUAAACACAAAUGGCAAAUGAUUUAACAUAUUUUAUAUCAAACAAUUAAGUCCAUGAAAACAUAACCAAAAAAAAAAAACCAGUUAAAAAUUGUGCAAUAUUGAACUGCAUUAUAAACUGGUAUGAAUAAUGAACUUAUUUUUUAUUACAUUUACAUAGUACACAAAGAUCAGAUUUUCAUUGUCAAAUAUUGUGGUAUUCAAAUCAAUUAAAAGAAAAAAAUUGGUUUUCUAUAUUCUAUUAUUGUAGUAUAUAUUGUAAAUUCCUUGUUUUGUUAAUGACAAAUCUCUAUUAGAAAUGUUUCCAUUUUCAUUGUUCAUAAACUGAAACAAACAUAAUAAUAUUAAUUUUUAAGUAAAAUAUUAAAGUGUAAUAUUAUGAGCAAAGUUAGUCUGAUUUCAUCUAGGCAGUUAUUGACUGCCCACGCCCACGCCCCUGCCAAGAUGAAACAGAUAUCCCAAAAUUAAUGGCGCAAAUAAAAUCCUUUCAGUAUUGCAUAAAAAUGAUAAAAACUUUUCAAUUCAGACUAGAAGACACAUAACUAAAGUAGUAAGACAUAAAAAUAAUGAUGAAAGUUUCAACAUACUAAUGUUGUCAUAUAUAUGUAACAUAAAAAAACAAAUCGAGAUUUAUGAGAAUGAAAAAAAAAACUUAAUGGAAGGAACAUACCUACGGUUGGAUAUAGUGUUGGGCCGAUGUCGAUCUGCCAAUAGGAUAAGAAACCAAAGGCUGCGAGUUAGUUGGCUGCGGCAGGGGCGGCGGGCCGGAUCCAGAUACAACAGGUGGUAUCUGAAUCGGAGCCAUGGAGACGGUAGCUAUGGACACGGGAGUACCGGCCGCAGCCACCGCCGCCAAGCUGACUGGGACUGUGGUCACGGUACGUAUAGCGCUCACCAUUUGCUGGGUGCUGCGCAGGGGCGCUUGUUCAUUUAUGCGCAGCUGUGCGUUUUGCUCCAACAAGAAUUCAUUAGUCGCUUGCAGUUCCUCAUUGCGCUUUUUCAACUCGGCUACACGCUUGCGCAACAUUUCCACCUCGUCUUGCAACAGCCAAUAUGGCUGUUGGUGCGCAGGCCCGGGCGGCGCAGAAAAUUCCAUGUCGCGAUUGGGGAACGGGCGCCCUAGCGGCUGCAUUCUGUUGUCAAAUUCGUAGCGCCUACGCUUAGAGUCGGGUUCUUCGUCGAAAUCAUAGCGCCUGCGGAACAACUCAUUACCGAAGUUAGGUGGCAUCGCAGGCUGGGGUGUGUUAAAAGGACCGUUAGGGCCUCUAACAGGCACAUCGAGUGGUUGAUCUACAUGACGGAAUUUACAAUGAGCUUGGCUCCGAUGGCAAUUGCCUUUUAAAUAAUCUUUACAAAUGGGUAUGUCAUCGGAUGUAGGCGCGCCGCUUAUUUCUAUAGUUCUUAACACCUCGGGUGCCAUGUGUCCAGUCCGAUUAUAAUAUUCCUCAUCCUCACGAGAACAAUGAAUAAAUCGGCAGUCAUGUCUACUACACUUGCCAUUUUGAAAAUCAUGGCAAAAUACAUAUUUGCGCUUAUCCUCUUCUACUGGAGGGUGAAAAAAUUUGCAAGAUUUGCCUCUAUUGCAUACAUUGCGCAUGAAAUCACGACACACAUUGUCUGUUGUUUCUGAAUCCUGUUCCUUUUUCCCCUUCAUCCCUGCGAUUUUAGACUAUUAUUUA
Cinara cedri is the source of this 11712-nucleotide messenger RNA. The record is from the annotation of a GenBank genome assembly. NCBI's taxonomy places the organism in Eukaryota, Metazoa, Arthropoda, Insecta, Hemiptera, Aphididae.